GCUCCGGCGCGGCGGCGGCGCGGGCGACGCGCCGGCCUGGCUCCCGCUCACCUUCGUGCCCGGCCGCGACGACCUCUCGGAGCGCGCCGCGCUCGCCGCCGCGCACGACGCGCGCGGCGGCGACGGCCGCGCCGCGUGGAUCCUCAAGCCCUCGGACGGGGGCAAGGGCGCGCGCAUCGCCAUCUUCGACGACCUCGCCGCCAUCGACGCGCACGUUCGCGCCGCCGCAGGCUCCGUCGCGUGGGUCGCGUCCGCGUACCUCGGCGACCCGCUGCUCCUCGAGCCGGGCGGGCGCAAGUUCGACGUCCGCAUCUGGGUGCUCGUCGACGCGGACUUCGGCGUCCACGUCUGGCGGCGGGGCGUGCUGCGGACGUGCUCCGUGCCGUUCUCGAACGACCGCGCGACGUUCGGCGACCCCUUCGACUGGGUCGCGCUCGGCCUCCUCGGCGCGACGCGGACGCUCGCGUACCUGUGCUACCCGCUCCUCAUGCUCCUCUUCCUCGGCAAGGCGAACAACCUCGUCUGCGCGCUGUCGCGGUCCGUCGUCGGCGUCUACGUGCCCUUCCACCGGCUCCACGAGCUCCACACGUCCGCGGGCGUCGUCGCCGGCGCGGCGUUCGUCGCGCACGGCGCGGGCCACGCGGCGCGCUGGGCCCGCCAGGGCAACGCCCGGCUGCUCUGGGCGUCGCAGACGGGCCGCACGGGCGCGGUCGCCGCGCUGCUCACGCCGCUGAUCGUCGUGCCCAUGCGGAGCGCCGCGUGCCGCGCGGCGCUCCGCUGGGAGCUGCGGAAGGCGCUCCACUACCUCGCGGUGCUCUGGGGCCUCCUCGCGGCGCUCCACGCGCCCAAGUCCGUGUCGCUGCCCUGCGUCGCGAUCCCGCUCGCCGUCUACGCGGGCGACUGGCUCUACGGCCUCCUCUUCCGCACGUACCUCGUGCGCACGUCCAG
This is a messenger RNA of Aureococcus anophagefferens, 948 nucleotides long. RefSeq lists its product as hypothetical. NCBI's taxonomy places the organism in Eukaryota, Pelagophyceae, Pelagomonadales, Pelagomonadaceae. The record is from RefSeq and is a predicted model, not a curated record. The annotation marks the transcript as partial. The transcript has 4 exons. Gene Ontology annotation, biological process: protein modification process.